GUGGGUGCAAGCUCUCGCGAGAGUAGGUUUGUUCUUGGGCUGCUGCCGCCUCCUCUCACCAGCGCCGUUGCUGCGGGGGAUUGUGGGAGCCUCCGCGUCCCGCUCGCUGGGAGAGCGAUACCUCUCCUUUUUCCCUCUCCCUCUCCCUAAGAGUUGUCUGCUGGUUCUCAGCUUGAAGAAGAUUCUGCAGUCCUUAUUGAUCCUUUUUCUUGGCGUUACCAUUUUUUUGAAGCAAAGUUAACCUAGCUUUCUAGUUUGAGCUUUCUUUUUGGCCGUCUUUUAAAAAAAAUUUUUUUUUAAAUCUAUAAAAUAGACAAGAGAUAGUUCUACAAUGUCCAAGUCAUUCCAGCAGUCAUCUCUCGGUAGGGACUCACAGGGUCAUGGGCGUGACCUGUCUGCGGCAGGAAUAGGCCUUCUUGCUGCUGCUACCCAGUCUUUAAGUAUGCCAGCAUCUCUUGGAAGGAUGAACCAGGGUACUGCACGCCUUGCUAGUUUAAUGAAUCUUGGAAUGAGUUCUUCAUUGAAUCAACAAGGAGCUCAUAGUGCACUGUCUUCUGCUAGUACUUCUUCCCAUAAUUUGCAGUCUAUAUUUAACAUUGGAAGUAGAGGUCCACUCCCUUUAUCUUCUCAACACCGUGGAGAUGCAGACCAGGCCAGUAACAUUUUGGCCAGCUUUGGUUUGUCUGCUAGAGACUUAGAUGAACUGAGUCGUUAUCCAGAGGACAAGAUUACUCCUGAGAAUUUGCCCCAAAUCCUUCUGCAGCUUAAAAGGAGGAGAACUGAAGAAGGCCCUACAUUGAGUUAUGGUAGAGAUGGCAGAUCUGCUACACGGGAGCCACCAUACAGAGUACCUAGGGAUGAUUGGGAAGAAAAAAGGCACUUUAGAAGAGAUAGUUUUGAUGAUCGUGGUCCUAGUCUCAACCCAGUGCUUGAUUAUGACCAUGGAAGUCGUUCUCAAGAAUCUGGUUAUUAUGACAGAAUGGAUUAUGAAGAUGACAGAUUAAGAGAUGGAGAAAGGUGUAGGGAUGAUUCUUUUUUUGGUGAGACCUCGCAUAACUAUCAUAAAUUUGACAGUGAGUAUGAGAGAAUGGGACGUGGUCCUGGCCCCUUACAAGAGAGAUCUCUCUUUGAGAAAAAGAGGGGCGCUCCUCCAAGUAGCAAUAUUGAAGACUUCCAUGGACUCUUACCGAAGGGUUAUCCCCAUCUGUGCUCUAUAUGUGAUUUGCCAGUUCAUUCUAAUAAGGAGUGGAGUCAACAUAUCAAUGGAGCAAGUCACAGUCGUCGAUGCCAGCUUCUUCUUGAAAUCUACCCAGAAUGGAAUCCUGACAAUGAUACAGGACACACAAUGGGUGAUCCCUUCAUGUUGCAGCAAUCUACAAACCCAGCCCCAGGAAUCCUGGGACCUCCACCUCCCUCAUUUCAUCUUGGGGGACCAGCAGUUGGACCAAGAGGAAAUCUGGGUGCUGGAAAUGGGAACCUGCAAGGACCUAGACACAUGCAGAAAGGCAGAGUGGAAACUAGCCGAGUUGUUCACAUCAUGGAUUUUCAACGAGGGAAAAACUUGAGAUACCAAUUGUUACAGCUUGUGGAACCAUUUGGAGUCAUUUCAAAUCAUUUGAUUCUAAAUAAAAUUAAUGAGGCUUUUAUUGAAAUGGCAACCACAGAGGAUGCUCAGGCUGCAGUGGAUUAUUAUACAACCACACCAGCAUUAGUAUUUGGCAAGCCAGUGAGAGUUCAUUUAUCUCAGAAGUAUAAAAGAAUAAAGAAACCCGAAGGGAAGCCAGAUCAGAAGUUCGAUCAAAAGCAAGAGCUUGGACGUGUGAUACAUCUCAGCAAUUUACCCCAUUCUGGCUAUUCUGACAGUGCUGUCCUCAAGCUUGCUGAGCCUUACGGAAAAAUAAAGAAUUAUAUAUUGAUGAGAAUGAAGAGUCAGGCCUUCAUCGAAAUGGAGACAAGAGAAGAUGCAAUGGCAAUGGUUGACCAUUGUUUGAAGAAAGCCCUUUGGUUUCAGGGGAGAUGUGUAAAGGUUGACCUGUCUGAGAAAUACAAAAAACUGGUACUGAGGAUUCCCAAUAGAGGCAUUGACUUACUGAAAAAAGAUAAAUCACGAAAAAGAUCUUACUCUCCAGAUGGCAAAGAAUCUCCAAGUGAUAAGAAAUCCAAAACUGAUGGGUCCCAGAAGACUGAAAGUGCAACCGAAGGUAAAGAACAAGAAGAGAAGUCAGGUGAAGAUGGUGAGAAAGAUACCAAGGAUGACCAGACAGAGCAGGAACCCAAUAUGCUUCUUGAAUCUGAAGAUGAGCUACUCGUAGAUGAAGAAGAAGCAGCAGCGUUAUUAGAAAGUGGCAGUUCAGUGGGAGAUGAGACUGAUCUUGCUAAUUUAGGCGAUGUAACUUCUGAGGGGAAAAAGGAGCCUUCGGAUAAAGCUGUGAAAAAAGAUCCAAGUACUUCAGCAGCAGCAAAGAAAAAGCUUAAAAAGCGUCGUUUCCCAGGGAGUAUGGAAGGUUUUGUCACUCUAGAUGAGGUUGGUGAUGAGGAAGAUUCGGAACUUCAGAAACUUCGUAAAUCGGGCAUGGCAUUUAAAUCUGGUGACAAAAAUGAUGAUGGUUUGGUUGAAAUUAAGGUGGACAAGAUCGAGGAACUUGAUCAAGAAAACGAAGCAGCGUUGGAAAAUGGAAUUAAAAAUGAGGAAAACACAGAACCAGGUGCUGAAUCUGCUGAGAAUGCUGAUGAUCCCAGCAAAGAUACAAGUGAAAAUGCAGAUGGACAAAGUGAUGAAAACAAGGAGGACUAUACAAUCCCAGAUGAGUAUAGAAUUGGACCAUAUCAACCCAACGUUCCUGUUGGUAUAGACUAUGUGAUACCUAAAACAGGGUUUUACUGUAAGCUGUGUUCACUCUUUUAUACAAACGAAGAAGUUGCAAAGAAUACUCAUUGCAGCAGCCUUCCUCAUUAUCAGAAAUUAAAGAAAUUUCUGAAUAAAUUGGCAGAGGAACGCAGACAGAAGAAGGAAACUUAAGAUGUGCAAGAAGAUUUAAUGAUUUCAAAGAAAAUAAUGGUUCUUUGUUUUUAAUGUUAACCUUUUUUAAAUACAAUACUGAUAGUUAGAAGACUAUUGUACUCUUUUGUUUUAGUGGAGAAAUAAUAGAUGUCUGUUCAUGUGUUAAGUGUUAUAGCAAAAAAUACAUAUGCAGUUAAGUUAAUGAAGAAUAGUUUUUCUUUUAUCAGAACGGCAACAGACAGAAUUACUUUGUAGAGACUGACUUCGUAAGCUACUUAAGACAACUUGCACCACUAAGAAAAAGAUAACAUAGAACCAUUCAGAAAAAUGAAAUUUAGUAGUUCCAAGCAUCAAAGAAAUGUCAACGUUUGAUUCCAUUCAAUAAAGAACAAAACCAGUUGUAUUUUUAUUACUUUCAUCUGAAACAUUCCACAUUUUAAUCUGAGCCUUGCAGACUUUUCAUUUGGAGUUUGAAGCUUCUUUGGUUGCAUUUCAUUUGUGGAGAACUUGAUUAAUGUGAGAUUGGCAAUUCAAAUGCAGGUGCAGUUUUCUUUUAAUGUCAUGCUGUUGUUUAGGUAUAAGAAAUAUUAAGUAAUUGGCUUUAGAUUUUGUAAUUUUUUUCCCUGAGUUCCUGCUAGAUUUCGUAUUCUAGUAGUUCAAUGUAUUUUCAGUGAAAUGUAAAAAUAUUCCCGUUCUCUUUGACCAGUAUUAAUUUUUUGAGAUCUUAUUGCUUGUCACUUGAAUCCUGUAGCUGUCAUACAUCUCUGGUAUAAGCAACAUUUGAUUUUUGAAGUGUGUAGACCAUCUCUUCGUAUUUUCAAGAUGUAAUUUUACAUUUCUGCAUUUUAAAGACAGUUUGGCCAUAAUUCUAGAUGCACGCUUCUAAUUCAUAUACCUGCACAUGUUACCUUUGUGAACAGAAAUUUGCAUGUAUAAUCUGUGUUUACUUGUGACUUUCUGGUUAUAUACUGCUUAUAUCUGUGGAUUCAAGUUACUGAAGUGAAUACCAAUAAAAAAAACUAGGCCAUGUUCAUUGGUUAUACAUGUCUGGAAUGUUAACCAA
Molecule: messenger RNA, 4064 nt
Organism: Propithecus coquereli (Coquerel's sifaka)
Lineage: Eukaryota; Metazoa; Chordata; Mammalia; Primates; Indriidae
Gene: MATR3
Product: matrin 3
Exons: 15
Coding region: 332-3019 (895 amino acids)
Cellular component (GO): nucleus
Molecular function (GO): zinc ion binding; RNA binding
Source: RefSeq, a predicted model, not a curated record